GCGUGCCCUCUAUUUUGGCCACUGACCACCUUUGUGUAAAUUUGUCUCCCAAUCCCAGGUUUGAGUAUUCAAGUCCUAAUGCCUUACUGGCUUUCAGUUUUAUAUCAUCAUAGCCAUGGCGAUUCUAGUGGAAGCACCAUCGUCCUUUAGCUCUCCUACUAAAACCAAGUAUGAAUACGAUGUUUUCCUGAGUUUUAGAGGCGAAGAUACUCGCCACACCUUCACUGGGCUUCUCUACGAUGCUUUACGACGCAAGGGAAUCAACGCCUUCAUUGACGACAGGAAGCUUGGAAAGGGGGAAGAGAUCUCACCUGCGCUUCUUGAAGCCAUUGAGAGAUCCAGGAUUUCCAUUGUUGUGUUCUCUAGGAACUAUGCUACUUCCACAUGGUGCUUAGAGGAACUCGCCCACAUCAUUGGGUGUAAGGAGGAGAAGAAGCAGGUGGUUAUGCCCGUCUUUUACAAGGUCGAUCCGUUAGAUGUUCAAUAUCAGAGAAAUAGCUUUGAGAAAGCCAUGGCUGCUCUUAAAGAUAGGUUCAAAGAUGACUUAGACAAAGUGCGCAGAUGGAGGUCUGCUUUGUAUGAAGCUGCUAGCUUAUCAUCUGCAUGGCUUUUCGAUGAUGGAUGCAAACUUGGGUUUAUCGAAAGGAUUGUGGAAGAUGCAUAUGCUAGGCUACCACCCAACCCUUUACAUAGCGUUGAUCACCCAGUUGGACUUAAGUCUCGCAUUGAAGAAGUGAAGUCACUUUUGGAUCAGUCUCAUGAUGGCGUUUGUAUGUUGGGGAUCCAUGGAACUGGUGGAAUUGGCAAAACAACACUUGCCAAGGCUCUAUAUAAUUCAAUAUUUUGCCAAUUUGAAGGUGCAAGUUUUCUACUUGAUGUCAGAGAAGCGUCAAAUGAAUAUCGAGGCAUAGUUCGUCUCCAACAAUUACUUUUAUCUGAGAUUCUUGAAGAGAAGAGUAAGAAGUUUGGUAGUGUUGAUGAGGGAAUAACUAAAAUAAAACACAGACUCUCCCACAAAAGAGUUCUAUUAGUUCUUGAUGAUGUUGAUGCAUUAGAACAAUUAGAACAACUUGCAGGAGGGUGUAACUGGUUUGGAUCCGGAAGCAAGAUCAUUAUAACGACUAGAGAUAAGCAAUUAUUAAGUGUACAUGGUGUUCAAAAAACUUAUGAAAUGAAGGAGCUAAAUGAGCAUGAGUCUCUUGAACUCUUCUCUUGGCAUGCCUUUCAUAACAACCAACCUCCCAAAGGUUAUGAAGAUAUGUCCGGCCGUGUGAUUAGUUAUGCACAGGGCCUUCCUUUGGCUCUAAGAGUAAUAGGCUCCAAUUUGACUCAAAAAAGCUUAGAGGAAUGGAAGUCAAUAUUGGAACGAUACGAUAGGAUCCCAGAUAAAACAAUUCACGAAGUACUAAAGAUAAGUUACGACUGCUUACAAGACAAUGCUAAGUCUAUUUUUCUAGAUGUUGCUUGUUUUUUCAAGAAGUGGAGAUCGGUAUAUGCCGAUGAAGUACUACACAACUGUCAUGGUGGUGCAAGGUUUUAUUUUGAGGUGCUCAUUGAUAAAUCAUUGGUGAGUGUUGAUAAACAUGAUUGCUUGUGGAUGCAUGAUCUAAUACAAGAAAUGGGUCGAGAAAUUGUCAGACAGGAGGCACCAUUAAAUCCUGGUGAACGCAGCAGAUUGUGGCAUCAUGAAGAUGUUGUUAGAGUAUUACGUGAAAAUUCUGGAAGCAGCAAAAUUGAAGGAAUAAUGCUUAAAUCUCCUCAACAAGAAGAAGUAGCGUGGAGUGGCUUUGCCUUCGAGAAAAUGAGCAAUCUUAGGAUUCUCAUUGUGCGAAAUGCACUAUUUUCAACCGGCCCUAAGCACUUCCCAAAUAAUUUAAGAUUGCUUGAUUGGGAGGGAUACCCUUCUAUGUCCUUACCGGUGGAUUUUUACCUUGAGAACAUUGUGGUCCUUAGGUUAUGUCGUAGUUAUGUCAGAUUAGUAGAGCCAAUCAAGAGGUUAGAAUAUGUGACAAGCAUGGAUUUCUCAUAUUGCGAAUUUAUAACUGAAGUGCCUAAUAUGUCUCAAGUCCCAAAUUUAAAAGAACUGAUAUUUGUAGACUGUCGCAAUUUGAUUAAGGUUCAUAAUUCUGUGGGAUAUCUCUCUAAGUUAGCGGUAUUAACCGUUAAUGGCUGCAGAAAACUUAAAAGCUUUCCUCGUGAAAUCAAAUUGGCAUCUCUUGAACACCUUGACCUUGCUUUUUGUGAGAGUCUUGAUUACUUUCCAAAUAUAGUGGGAAAGAUGGACGCAUUGAGUACCAUUUUUGCAGAUAACACUGCCAUUGAAGAACUCCCACAUUCCAUUGGAAAUCUCUCAGGGCUUCAAAUUUUAUCUCUUAACUCCUGCGAAGGUCUUAGGGAGAUUCCAGACACAAUAUUCACGCUGCAAAAUCUUGUCUGGCUUUUAUUGGAGAAUAGCAGACCUCAUAGCAGAAAAUCCUUGAAGAAGUCAAUGCAAGAUAGUUAUCCAAUUAUUAGAAGCACAAACUUGAAGAUUUUGAAUCUAGAAAAUUGUUGUCUAUUGGAUGAAGAUCUUCACCUAACUGUGAAUUGUUUUCGGAAUCUGCAAGAAUUAAAUCUAUCAGGGAAUGAUAUCUUGUCCCUUCCUGACUGCAUCAAAGAGUGUGCUUAUUUGGAGAAACUAAAUCUGGAUAACUGCAAGAGGCUAAGAGACAUUCCAGAGCUGCCACCAAACCUGGCGGAUAUACAAGCAGACAAUUGCAUAUCAUUAACGAGAGAGUCCUUAAGCCAUUUAUGGUCCCAGGCUAGAAAGGAGGUGUACUACUUGGCCAUCAGUAGUAUGCCAGCAUCAACAUUUCCAGAUUGGCUCAACUUUUGCUGCAAAGGAGGGACCUUGUCUUUUCGUGUUCGUGGGAAUUUCCCAGUGGUUGCCUUAGUAUUUGAGUUUGAGAAAGGAGGUGCGAGCCAUGUUUCUGAGGGAAGAGUCCUUGGUCGAAUGAGCAUCAAUGGUCAUGAAGUAAAGGAAGGAAAUAAUAUAGCCUUUCCAAGUAGAGAAGGUCAUGUGGGUGUAUUUGAUCUAAGAAGAGCUUUCCCGGACGGAAAACACUGGAAAAUCUUAGAUGGGUUUCUGGAAUUGGAUUGGAAUGAUGUGGAAAUAGAAGCCAAAUGUGAGCCACCGGAUUUGUGCAUAGUUAAGUGUGGAGUUUAUGUGUACCAGCAGCAAACAGACAUGGAGAAUGUGCAGUUCAAGUCUUCUUUGCUUUCUUCAAAUGAUCCAAAAUCUUCGUUGAAACGAAGGGCUAUAGCUUCUCCUCCUGAUGAAAGAACGAAAAAGUUUCGAGUCUAUUGACAAAUGAAAACUCAACAACACAAAGACAAGGGCAAGUUUUCCAGCUUCACGUGAUGCAAGAGAGUCAUUUUAAAUGAUUUACCAAAAAUUCGUGGAUGCAUAUUGCGGAGACUUUCAGAAGAGAAGUGUUUUUAGCUACUGUUGGUUAUUGGGAGUAUGAGCCUUUUUUGGGGGGAAAAACUACUGGUUAGCUUUCAUUCACGUUUUUCCUGGUAUUGAAUGAAGUAUGAAGAACAAGCUGCAUUAUUUAUGUAUUAAAAAUGGUGUUCCUCGGCAUAAAUUUUAUAUUGG
Molecule: messenger RNA, 3637 nt
Organism: Neltuma alba
Lineage: Eukaryota; Viridiplantae; Streptophyta; Magnoliopsida; Fabales; Fabaceae
Product: TMV resistance protein N-like
Exons: 6
Coding region: 116-3346 (1076 amino acids)
Biological process (GO): signal transduction; defense response
Molecular function (GO): ADP binding; protein binding
Source: RefSeq, a predicted model, not a curated record